Molecule: messenger RNA, 1275 nt
Organism: Diatraea saccharalis (sugarcane borer)
Lineage: Eukaryota; Metazoa; Arthropoda; Insecta; Lepidoptera; Crambidae
Source: the annotation of a GenBank genome assembly
UUUUAAUUUUUCUGUCAAUAAUUUAGUUGUCAUUCUGUCGUGACAGAGGUGGGGUGUACGACUCGAAACAAAUAUUUUAUUUCGAUUUAAAUAACGCGCGAUUUAAAUAAUAUUAAAAUUAAAAUGCCUGUUGAACUAGAGUACGAUUAUGAGUCUGUGACGGCAUCAAUGGAUAUAUUUUCUGAGGAUGAUAUAAAUUCACUUAGGCAGUGGACUCAAAAUUUAGAUAAAUCAAAAUAUGUGCCGAAAGAUUUAACAAACAAACAGUUGGUGUUAUUUUAUAAUGCUUGUUACGGAGAUCUUGAUAGGACGAAAGUGUGCAUAGAAAAAUAUUAUUCGUGCCGAAAAAAUGCUCCAGAAUUUUUUGACAAUCGCCGUACUACUACCACUGAAAUAGUUCCUGUGAUCGAUGCAUUGGAGUUCGCAUUGUUGCCUGGCAAGUCUUGCGAGGGCUAUGACAUCAUCUACCACCGUUUACACCACACGGAGCCGUCCAAAUAUAACUUUGAUCUUGGCGUCAAACUGCUCUUCAUGACGAUCGACAUGUACUUGAGCAAAAGAGGACCACAACCAGGCUUGAUGUUUCUGUUCGACAUGAGAGGUGUGAAGCUCGGCCAUAUCACACGAUGUGGACUGACGGGUUUCCGUAAGUUCUUCACCUACAUCCAGGAGGCGAUGCCGGUGCGCAUGCGCGCGAUUCACGUGCUCAACACAGAACCCAUACUGGAUAAACUGCUGCUAGUCAUCAGGCCGUUCAUGGAGAAGAAGUUCUACGACAUGCUCCACUUCCACCACAAGGACGAAGACAUGGAGAAGUUCUUCUCCACUGUGGUAUCGAGAUCAACUGUGCCUUCUGACAACGGCGGAACUCUGCCCGACACUCAGACCUUAAACAAGAGGUGCAUACAGAAUCUCCACGCGAUGGAGGACUAUUUCAAGGCAGAAGAGGAGCAAAGAAUUGCAGCGUUACCCGAUAAGAAGCGAGACAAAGCUAUGGAGAAGGCAUUCAAAAACUUGGACAUAGAUUAAGUUGUUGCAGACGAUCCAGCUGUAAGUCAAAUUAGUUGUGAGAGAGUAUUAAUAAAUAUAGAUUAUGUGUUGAACAAAUUCGCCGCUAUUAAGAUAUGAAUUAGCGUCUUCUAGCAAGCCAGGUUAGUUGCUAGUCUAUCAAGUAGAGGUGUAAUUAGCGUCGUUGGAAGCGACCUCACACUAAUAUAGACCUUCCAUUAGAGCGGGCUUCGCAACAAAAAGUACUAACACUAAAAGACCUUUAAC